AUGCCUCUGAAGAGAACUCCCCCUCCGUCCGUAUCCCCGCUACGCGGUGAGGCUGAGCCGGACGUGGCGGCUCCUCCAUCGAGUCGCCCAGAAAGUAAGGGCGUCACACUAAGACAGAAACGCCCUCGAGAAGAGAUUACUAUGGGUGAUUUCAUGGACAGUAUGAAAUCUAUGUUCAAGGACUUCAAGGACGAGCAAAAUCGUAAGUUUGACUCACUGCAAGGUUCAAUAGCGGAGUACAGAGACCAACAGGAAAAAAGGCUAGAUUGUCUACAAAAUAAGUUGGAUGAAAUUUGCAAACAAAACGAGGACAUACGCAAUUCUAUUGAGUUUCUCUCGCAGGAAAACUCCGAACUUAAGUCAAAGGUCAAUAAAAUGGAAAGUGAACGAAAGGAGGACAGUGCUUACGUUAGACUCCUGGAAACCAAAAUAGACAAUCUAGAAAGACAAAAUAGGUCAGCAAGUAUUGAAAUCCGUAAUAUCCCGGUACCUAAAUCUGAGACGAAGGAAGACUUAAUGAACGUUCUUCAGAAAAUUUCAAAGGCCUUGAAGGUCGAUCUGGCUGCUUCAGACGUCUCUGAUAUCUUCAGGGUCAGUACCAAGGUCCUAACAAACAAACCUAUAGUCUGCAACUUAAAUAGUGUACUCCUGAAAGAGAGGCUUUUGAAGGGCCUUAAGGACUUUAACAAUACCCACAAAGCAAACAGAUUCAGCACCGAACACAUCAACAUUCAAGGGACCUCACAACCUAUCUUCAUCUCAGAAAAUUUGACACCAAAAAUGAGAAGACUUUUCUUUCUUGCAAGAAGUUUUGCUGGCUCCAGUGGUUACUCGUUUUGCUGGAUCUCGCGUGGACAAAUAUACCUAAGAAAAAAGGAGGGUGAAAAAACCAUACGAAUCGACUCUGAAGCAGAUCUGAGUGGCCUGGAGAAGACCACCUGA
Molecule: messenger RNA, 942 nt
Organism: Ostrinia nubilalis (European corn borer)
Lineage: Eukaryota; Metazoa; Arthropoda; Insecta; Lepidoptera; Crambidae
Exons: 1
Coding region: 1-942 (313 amino acids)
Source: RefSeq, a predicted model, not a curated record